GCUAUAGGGAGAGUGGAUAUGGGGAGAAGAUAGAGGGGAUUUGGGGAAAGGGUUUGAGGAUGAACUAUGAAAUUUGGGCCAGGACACUGGGGGACAGGAGAGAAGGUCUGGUUUAGUGGGGGCAUGUGCCCUCAGGAGCACACACCCUGCCAGCUCCUAACACCCCCUGUGCCCAUACCUCAUCCCGGUGAAGCGGCCACAGCCACCUUCCUGGCCGUGUCCAGCACACUGGACCCAGCCACUGGCAGAGCACAUGUUCCCACAGUGGUGAGGGCAGUGGGGACCCCACCGUCCCAUGGAUGCCACACGUUCCCCACAAUACCACACAGUGCCAGUGCCAGUGCCAGUGCUGGGCCUGGCCAGGCUCCCACUCUGCUGGGAACAAUCCGGCCUUUGAGCGGGACCCGGUGCCGGCGGCACAAGGCUCCUGCCCAUAGAAUGGGUCCAUUCUGGUGGCAGGUGCCGCGAGGGGCCGGGGGCUCCAGCUGGCCCCCAGCUUUGUGGGGGGGUUGAAGCCCCCCCAUGUUGGUGUGCAGAGUUGGCACACAGUUGGAUUUGGGGGCUCAAGUGUCACGGCAGUGCCAGGGCCGUACACCAGUCAUGGAAGGGGCUGAGGUGGGAUGGAGGGGCACUGGGAUCACGCCCCACCCGUGGGCCCCCAUCCCGCCUGGGCACCGAGGGGUGCCCUGCAUCCACCCCGUGCCUGUGGCAAUGGGUGUCUGUGUCCCUGUCUAUGUCCCCUCAGGCAGGAAUGGAGGGUGUCCAUGGCUGGGGCUGGGACCCUUUUGGGGUGCCCGUGUCCCCCUGGGUGACCCGGUGGCUGCAGGCUCCCAUCCGCCAUGCUCGGUGCACCCCGGGACAGGAUCAGGACUGUCCCGGUACUGGAUUAGGACUGUCCCGGGACCAUCUCGGGACUGCCUGGACAGUACCGGGACCACGCCAUAAGCACGCCUAAUUCUGUACCGGAACAGUACCAGGACCGUGCCGGGACAGUACCUGAACCAUCUCUAGACCAUACCUGGACUGAGCCGGGACCGUGCAGGACUGUACCAAGACUGGACCGGAACCAUGCCUGGACCGGACCGGGGCCGGCACCGUACCGGAUCGUGCCCCGCGGUCUCUCCCGGGCUGCCUACGGUACCGUCCCGCUCCCAUUCCCGGGAGUCCCCCGUUCCCGGGGCCGGGCGGGGCGGCCGCUGUCCCCGCCCCGGGGCGCUCCCGACGCUUCCUGCGGGCACGGCCGGGACGGGGCGGGUCGGGGCAGCGGCGGUAGCGGAGCGCGAGCUACCCUGUGCCCCCCUGGUGCCGGGGGAUGCCGGGAUGCCGGUUCCCGCAUGCCCGCAGCGCCCUACCCUGAGCCUGGAGCCCGGCUGUGCCAUGGAGGAUCCGCCCGGCAGCAGGACCGAGACGUGGGCCGAGGGGCUCCAUAAUGCCAACAACAACGCAUCCCCGGGGGGGUGGCCAGGUGCCCGCGGUGGGCACCCCCUGGCAGCUUUCGGGGGUCCCGGGGCCAAGCCCAGCUACCUGGACCGCGUGGUGCAGGAGAUCGUGGAGUCAGAGCGCACCUACGCCCGCGACCUGCGCAGCAUCGUGGAGGGUUACCUGGGCAAGAUCAUCGACGCGGAGGAGCCGGUGCUGCGACCGGAGCAGGUCAGCGCGCUCUUCGGGAACAUCGAGGACAUCUACGAGCUCAGCAGCAACCUCCUGCAAAACCUGGAGAGCUGUGCCAAUGACCCCGUUGCUGUGGCUGUGUGCUUCGUCACCCGGAGCCAGGAAUUUGCCAUCUACACCCAGUACUGCAACAACUACCCGAGCUCGGUGGCAGCACUGACGGAGUGCAUGAGGAGCAAGGUCCAGGCACGGUUCCUGCGGGAAUGCCAGGAGCGGCUGCGCCACGCGCUGCCCCUCGGGGCCUACCUGCUUAAGCCUGUCCAGAGGAUCCUCAAGUACCACCUGCUGCUCCAGGAGAUCGCCAGGCGCUUCGAGCACAAGGCAGGGGACGACUACGAGCUGGUGCUGGAGGCCAUCGACACCAUGACCUGCGUGGCCUGGUACAUCAAUGACAUGAAGCGCAAGCACGAGCACGCCAUCCGCCAGCAGGAGAUCCAGUCGCUGCUGCUGGGCUGGAAGGGGCCGGACCUGACAAGCUACGGGGAGCUGGUGCUGGAGGGCACAUUUCGGGCACAGCGGGUGCGCCACGACCGCGCCCUCUUCCUCUUCGACAAGGCCCUGCUCAUCACCAAGCGCCGUGGCGACCACUACGUCUACAAGAGCCACAUCCCGUGCUCUUCGCUGAUGCUGAUUGAGAGCACGCGGGACUCCCUGUGCUUCAGCCUAGCACACUACAAGCAUGGCAAGCAGCAGCACAGCCUGCAGGCCAAGAGUGUGGAGGAGAAGCGCGUGUGGACUCACCACAUCAAGCGGCUCAUCCUGGAGAACCACCAUGCCACCAUCCCCCAAAAGGCUAAGGAAGCCAUCCUGGAGAUGGACCUGUUCUACCCCCCGCGCCUGCCCCGCUGCAGCCCCGAGCGCCUGAAGAAGAGCUGGUCUUGCCAGCCCCUGGGUGACGCUGCCACCGAGCCACUCCAGGGACGCCGGCAGUCUGAGCCCUUCCAGCACCAGGGGCACACGGAGACGCUGCUGGAGCGGCUGCAGGGGCACGGAGGGCACAGGCAGUCGGGUGUGGACAGCGGACGGGACCAGGGGGCUCGGGGUGCCGAUGAGUUGGGGGACACGGGGGUGAGGCCACUGUCACCUCCCCUCCCCCCAGAGCCCAGCAAGCACAACCUGUGGCACCUGGGCGAGCAAGGGCUGAAGGUAAGGCCGGGUGUGGUGGGUUGGGGUGCCCGGUGCCUCCAGCCCUGGCACGGGGCGCUGAGCCCGGCGCUCACCCCCACACAGAACACCAGCGGUGAUGGGGCGCUCCUGGAAGUGGGGGAGCCACCCCAGCAGCCCAGAGCCUGGGCAGCGGCUGAGGGCAUGGUGACAGAGGAAGAGGAGGAGGAGGAAGAUGAGGCUUUGGGCAAGGACAGCCAGGACAAGGUGCCGGGGGCCAGGGAUCUGCUGUUGGAGCCCCAGGAGGAGCAGGCUGGGGGGCACCCAUGGGUGCCAGAGGGACCCAAGCGGCCGAGCAGCUGGGGGCCGGGGAGCUGUGAGAAGGUCAGUGCAACCCCCCGGCCCUCACCUGGGGCUGCCCAGGGACCCAGCACGCACCUCCCUAACAGCAAUGCUGGGGAGCACCCCAAGGUCCCCAAAUCCCCAUCCCUGGUGGGGACCCUGGCGCUGCCCAGUGGGGACAAGGAACCGGAGCGUGCUGCGGAGGAUUUGCAGGUGCUGAGCAGCGAGGAGGAGGAGGAGGAGGAAGAGGAGGGAGAAGGAGCCGCCAGCAUCCUGCCACCCUCAGUGCUGGACCAGGCCAGUGUCAUCGCGGAGCGGUUCGGCGGCGGCGGCAGCUUGUCCCGCAGGAGCAGCCUGGUGCUGGAGGGACCCCUGGGACGCACCCCCAGCCACGGCGGCAGCACCCUCAGCCUGGAUGGGGGCCCCCCGCUCGAACCUGGGGAGCCCAUGGGGUCCAGCAGUGCCAUCCCCUCGCCCGAGCCCUUCACCAGAGCCCGCCGGGAAUCGCUGCUCUCCAACCGGGACCGCCUGCUCCUCGACAAGAUCAAGAGUUACUACGGCCACGCCGAGCACCGCGAUGCCGGUUUCGGCGUGCGCCGCCGCGAGAGCCUCUCCUUCAUCCCCAAGGGGCUGGUGCGGAGCUCCGUGUGCCGCCUCAAUGGGCUCCCGCGGCCCCCCGAGAGCCCCGAGCCCCCCGCCCAGCCCGAGGCACCAGAGCCAUGCCAGGAGAACGGGGUGCAGCCCCCCGAGCCGCUGCUCAUCGUGGAGGAGGAUGACGUGGGCCCCGCGGCGUCACCCCCGGGGCCAGCCCCGCAGCUGCUGCUGACACCGCCUCACCCGGGCACCAAGGUGUACCAGCUGGCACGGCAGUACAGCCUCCGCAUCAAGAGCCGCCGCGCCGCCACCCGCCGCCCCCCGCUGCUGCUGCAGGAGGACGGGGACCCCCCUCCCAGCACCCCUUCGCUGGCCGUGCCCCGGGACGAGGCGCUGGCGGCGUCCCCGGCCCCGCGUGCUCCCCGCAGCCCCUCGAGCCCCGUGGGCGCCGAGCCCUUUGCCUGGCCCGACGUGCGGGAGCUCCGUGCCCGUUUCGGAGCCCCACGGCCGCCGCCGGUGAGCCGCAGCCGCUCGGCGCCCGAGGGUCCCAGCCGCGGUGGGCGCCCGGCCGGGAAGGAGCGGGGCGGCGGCCGGAGCCGCAGCGCCGAGGCCAGCGGGGGCUCCGACACCCCGAACGCGGUGCCCGCGCGGCACAGCAGUGACGGGGCGCUGUGGGUGGCAGCCGAAGCCCCUCUGGGGCCCGGGCAGCGGGUGCUGGUGCUGGAGCGGCUGCCGGAGCCCCCGGCCUACGUGCAGAUCCGCUCGCCCACCACACGGGAGAAGAUCUGCCUGAAGGCGGUGGUGGAGCGCUGCAAAGCCUACCAGGCAUCCGAGGAGUACCGGCGGCGCUGCCCCGAGCCCCCCGGCAGCCCCGAGCCGCUGCGCCACGGCCUCGUCAGGGACCUGCGGCAGAAGUUUCAGACCCUCGAUGCUGCCAGCUAGGGGCAGGGACGGGUAGAAGGGGUGUCCUGUCGACCCCCACGUGGACCCCCAACCUUCCUGGGAGAAGGAGCACCAGAUGGACCACCAGCUUACCUGGAAGAAGGGGCACCCCAUGGCCCCCCAGGCUGUUUGGAAGAAGGAGCCCUUUGGGAAAUUGCAAUCUGCCCAGGUGAAGGGGCACCUCCUGGGAGAGGGAGCACCCCAUGGACACCCAGCUUGUGAAGAAGGGGCACCUCAUGGACUGCCCUAACCCACCUGGCAGAAAGAGCACCCUAGGGACUCCCAACCUGCUCUGGACAAGGACGCCCUCUGUUCUCUCUGCCCACAGGACCAGGGGCACCCCAAGAACCACCCUACAAGCGCCAGAGGCCACUCGUGCCCCACAGGCACCCAGCACUGCACCCUGCUUGCUUUCACAUCUUUAUUAGAAAAAAAACCCCAAACUGAACCCAAAGUUCCUCUGUGGUCGCCCACCCUCCCCCACCCUCCAGGGUGUCUCAGCCCGGCUGUGGGG
Prinia subflava (tawny-flanked prinia) is the source of this 5167-nucleotide messenger RNA. RefSeq names its product pleckstrin homology and RhoGEF domain containing G3 (gene PLEKHG3). The coding region runs from base 1069 to 4653 and encodes 1194 amino acids. The transcript has 15 exons. Lineage: Eukaryota; Metazoa; Chordata; Aves; Passeriformes; Cisticolidae. Gene Ontology annotation, molecular function: small GTPase binding; guanyl-nucleotide exchange factor activity. The record is from RefSeq and is a predicted model, not a curated record. Gene Ontology annotation, biological process: regulation of establishment of cell polarity.